Molecule: messenger RNA, 1356 nt
Organism: Amaranthus tricolor (Joseph's coat)
Lineage: Eukaryota; Viridiplantae; Streptophyta; Magnoliopsida; Caryophyllales; Amaranthaceae
Exons: 8
Coding region: 176-1183 (335 amino acids)
Molecular function (GO): S-adenosylmethionine-dependent methyltransferase activity
Source: RefSeq, a predicted model, not a curated record
AUUUUCUUUUAGCCAUAAUAUGGAAAAGAUUCUACUUUUUCAGGUAUAAAGUUAAAAAGAAGUAGAGGACUGAAAUUAGCAUUCGUUUCAUUGAUAAGUUCCACAGAAUGAGAAACACAGGGUUAUACAAAAACCAAAAGAAGAAGAGAGAAAAGAGAAAGAGGAGAGAGGAAAGAUGAGUACUCCAUUGACUUGUUCAUCCUCAUUUGUACUUCCAAUUCCAAAGCUUUCUCUCUCUAAAUUUCCACCUUUCUAUUUCUACCGUUUCCCUUCCCGUCAUCCCAUUCAACUCAGAGCAUCUGCUGUUACCCUUGAUUUACCGAAAACUACUUCAGCUAUAUCUGCUGAACAAAAGGAAAUCUUGUCUUGUCCAAUAUGUUAUGAACCAUUGAUAAGGAGGGGUCCCUCAGGCCUGAAUCUGGAAGCAAUCUACAGGUCUGGCUUUAAAUGUCGAACGUGCAACAAGUCAUACUCAAGUAAGAACAUAUACUUGGAUCUUACAGUGACUGCAAGCUCAGAGGAAUAUGCAGAAAAGAACCCCACUAGCACAGAACUAUUCCGGAGUCCAGUUGUAUCUUUUCUGUAUGAACGGGGAUGGCGCCAAAAUUUUAAUCGAAGUGGUUUUCCAGGUCCAGAGGAAGAGUUUAAAAUGGCUCAAGAGUACUUCAAGCCAGCUGAAGGUGGCCUACUAGUUGAUAUUAGCUGUGGGAGUGGGCUGUUUUCUCGAAAAUUCGCCAAGUGUGGUAGCUAUUCAGGGGUGAUUGCACUGGACUUCUCUGAAAAUAUGCUUCGUCAAUGUUAUGAUUUCACUAAGAGGGAGGACCCCACUUUAUCUAACAAUCUCGCUCUUGUGAGGGCAGAUGUGGUUAGGCUACCAUUUCCAUCUGCCUCAAUUGAUGCCAUUCAUGCUGGUGCUGCAUUGCAUUGCUGGCCAUCUCCUUCAAAUGCAAUUGCUGAAAUCACCCGUGUAUUGCGAAGUGGAGGUGUUUUCGUGGGAACUACUUUUCUCAGAUAUACGUCUUCAACACCACCACUACUAAGGCCUUUAAGAGAGCGGAUUGUGCAGACCUACAGUUACCUAAUAGAGUCGGAGAUAGAGGACUUGUGUAAAUCUUGCGGCCUUGUCAACUACUCAUGCAAGAUUCAACAAUCUUUUAUCAUCUUCUCUGCACAGAAGCCCUGAAUUUCUUUGUCAACAAUCUUUUCCUUUUUGUACUUAUUUUUAUUUAGAUUAUUAUUGAUCCAUGUCUUAAUAUUCAAAUAGGACUCAAGUUUUGAAAUAAGACUUUAAACCAUCAUUGUAUAUCUUUCAAUAAAUUAAUUUUCUAACCUUAAUUAAUGGUUGGUAUUGGCAGA